Messenger RNA from Drosophila pseudoobscura, 3260 nucleotides. RefSeq names its product prolyl 4-hydroxylase subunit alpha-1-like. The record is from RefSeq and is a predicted model, not a curated record. The coding region runs from base 198 to 1901 and encodes 567 amino acids. Gene Ontology annotation, molecular function: protein binding; iron ion binding; L-ascorbic acid binding. Lineage: Eukaryota; Metazoa; Arthropoda; Insecta; Diptera; Drosophilidae. Gene Ontology annotation, cellular component: endoplasmic reticulum. The transcript has 6 exons. Gene Ontology annotation, biological process: peptidyl-proline hydroxylation to 4-hydroxy-L-proline.
CGCGACUGCAGCUGGCGAUCGGUGUCGGAUUGCUUCUGGAGAACGCACUUGUUCGUGUUGAUUAGUAUAGGGCUCUGUAUUGCAUUGAGACUUCCUGUUUGUUUAUGCAGUGGCAUCACAAUUCAGUGCUUAUCAAGCGUACUUCCAGCUGUGGUGUGCUACAGCUACAUUUUUACAUCACUUUUUGACCGCAACGAAUGCCCGAUGACAUGCUAUUUAUGCAUCGAUUUUCCAUCACCCACUCGCUGGCAAAGCGAUACUCACGAAAGAUGACUCCCAUAAUGCGGAUGCUGGCUCUUGGACUCGGCCUGGCCUCCGUGGCUGAGGGCUGGUACGAUGAGACUGUGAAAGACCACACCCACCGCAAGAACUAUGUCGUCUCGGAGCAGAGCAGACUGCAGCUUGUGGAGCAGGACCUCGAGCUGGCGGCGAAUCUCAACGCAUACGCGGAGCAGCUGCAGAAGAAGAUCAGUGUGCUGAGGAGAGUGGCUGAGAAUUGGCGGCGGGCUUUGGACGAGGCAAAGGGCAGGGAGGAGGAGUACCUAUCGAAUCCGCUGCACAGUUUCCCGCUCAUCCGCACGUUGCACGAAGACUGGGGCCCCGUGGAGAGGCUCAUGCAGCAGCUCGUGGGGCAAGAGCAGAUCGCUGCGUUGGAGCUGAUGCGGGAGCAUCUUCCCGGGGCGGAAGAUGUGGCAGAGGCCAUGUGGGGAAUUUUCCGCAUUGUCCACACGCAUAAUCUCGAACCGAAGGAUGUGGCCGAGGGAGUCCUGGAUGGCAUCCAGUACAGGGGUCGGCUCUCUGCUUUGGACUGCCAGGCGCUGGGGAAGUUCUACUUCCACGUAGCCGACUACCAGACAGCCAUCAAGUGGCUGACCCUGUCCCAAGAUCUGAUGGAGGAGCAACCUCUGGAGUACUACGAUGAGCUGGGGGCCACGAGCAGUGGCAUUACCCUUCUGCUGGCCCGCUGCCUGGUGGCCUUAGACAGGUUCCACGAGGCAGAGAUUCUUCUGAGGGGGGACAAAACGUUCGGGGACAAGGCCUACCACAUCGUGUCGCACUUCCAGGAGCAUCCACCCCAGCAAUCCAUCAACAUUGGGAGCAGGGGCUUCACAGAGAAAUUUAACCGCCUCUGCAGAUCGAUGAGCAGACGGAAGACGGACGGAUCCGCAGCCCACUCGCAGCCUGCGCGCCUGCAUUGUCGCUACAAUGCCACAACCACAGCCUUCCUGCGACUGGCCCCCUUACGGAUGGAGGAGCUCUCCUUGGACCCCUACAUCGUGCUGUACCACAAUGUCCUGAGCGACGAAGAGAUGGCCAGGCUGGAAAACAUGAGCACCCCUCUGCUGCACCGCGCGCGCAUCUUCGAUAAGGAGACAAAAAAACCCAAAAUCUCACCCGUCCGCUCCGCCGAUGAAGUCGGGAUCCCGAACCCCAAGUUGGUGACAGAGGAUAUACAGCUGGUGGAGUGCAUUCAGAAACGAAUAACGGAUCUCACGGGCCUCAUGCUAACGAGCAUGAGACGUAUUCAAUUCCUGAAGUACGGCUUUGGCGGGAUCUACGUGCCUCACCACGACUUCUUCAGCGUGCACACACCGACCUCACGUCUCCAUGGUGAUCGCAUUGCCACCGUGAUCUUCUACCUGAACGAUGUGGAGCAUGGGGGGGCCACUGCCUUCCCCAAUUUGGAUCUGGUGGUGCCCACGGAGCGGGGCGCAGUCCUCUUCUGGCACAACAUGGAUGGCGAGACAUACGACCUUGACUAUCGCACCCUCCACGGCGCCUGUCCCGUUAUCGUUGGCACUAAAAUGGUAAUGGCGGGCUGGAUAUACGAGUGGGAUCAGAUGUUUGUCAAGUCCACCUACUAUCCACCUCGGCAGAAGGACUACAGGCAAUUAAAUUAAGACUUCAGCUAUUGAAUAGCUAUUGAAAGCCCUAGUGUAUUAGGGUCACAGGAAUGUCUCAUCUUUAACGAACAUUGCCACAGUGAUUACUAAUAGGUUUUGUCACAUGAAGCGAUCCAAUUGAUACUUGUUUCAAUACUUUCAACAAAGAUGUAUCCGUUGUGGUGGCAAUAGUAUUUUCUUGUGAUCGAUUUGACUUCCGAGACCGGUAAUGCAUCAGUAUCGAGUAUUGUAAGGUCGCGACACGGGUGCAGCGACUCAUAUACUGACUCGCUGAUGAUAUUUUUGGAGAGCGGCGCUCUGAGAAAUCUUCUCUUAGCUGUUAAGAGUUAUAUAUCCUCUAAGUGAGGGUAAUUUGAGUGGGAAUAGAGCAUUAAAACACUUGCUUUGCAGCUAAGAUCCCAACAAGACAAAGAUCCAAUUACGUGCUUGUACAUAGCCCACAAAAAUUUGCUGAAAAUUGGACCACUAUAUCAUAGAGUAUUGAUGGUAGGCACAAAGGUUGCUGAUAAAACCAGAGCUUUCAAAGUUCUUUCAAAUCGCAGCAUCACGGCUUCGCUUUGGGCUACUGUGUGCGCGAGGCCAUAAAAAGAUCACAUUUAUCCGAGAUGAGGUAGAAUUGGAUUAAAAUCAUUGGAAUGUAUUAUAAACAGGAACAGAUUAGAUACAGGCACUAAAGAACAAUGACAUUUGAAAGGGAUAAGUCAUAAAUUCCACAGUUCUGGCAUUGUCCAAAAUUAUUCGGCGGGAGUGUUACUCCUUUCAAGUGAUUUUAAACACACACUUCCUCACAUUUGGUGGCCAUGCGAAUAGGCUAAUCCAUUUUUCACCUUCUUCCCAAAAACACACAAUUUUGUAAUCGGGAUUGUAUGAACAAUAUUCAAAUAUACUGUACAAAAUGUAAACAUAAUCAAGAAUGCUUUGAUCUAUUUGUGUAUAUGUGCUGCGUGUGUCGUGACUGCCAAGUAAAUAAUUAAGAACAGCAAUUUGUUCAACUUUUGCGCAAGGUGGCCUUUUUUGACUGUCGACUGUAGGAACGAACAGGAAGAACAGACGAAAAAUCAAAGAAGAUUACGAAAAUGUGCGUGUGAGCACGUUGGUUGGCCCCACUCCCACUCCCGUACCACGCAUUACUUCUUAUCGAGAUCACAAAGGUGUCCGACACCUGAUAUAUUCCAGAUCCAGAUAGAUUAUAUCUUUUGAAACAAAUCUAAUGACAAAUCUUAUGUCCUCUAGUUCCAUUUAAAUUGAGCAAAAGCCGAUGUAUUUAUCUUAAUCUUCAAUAGUCUGCUAGACAUGAUACACACUUUAAUAGAAUUUGGAAGAAUUUUUUCAUAAAGAAUAUAUUGUUACAGAGAA